GGUAUGUAUCCUUUACUGCACAUACUGUUUGUUUACUUCCUAGCUAUUUGCAGCGAAAAUAUUUCCAGUUAUAAAAAUUCAAUUGUAUUUGUUUAAUCGGAUUCUCAGACUUUGUGGACUUUUUACUUAAUAAUCCUCUUUAUUUUUUUUUAGUAGUUUUAACAUCACUCAACCUCAACCCAGCGGACGAAACGCUGUUGAAUGACUUUAGUGCCUCCUAAUGAUGGAGGAGCAGAGGGAGGAGAGUGCUGGAAGGGAAAUGUCUGUAAAAGCUGAAGAGGAGGAAAAGGAGAACCUGGCAGCUUUAGACGCGGAGGAGGAAGAUGAGGAGGCUCUUCCUCACUCAGAAAUUCUGGAUAUUUUCGAGGAGGGACUUGCUCGACUCGUGCAGGACCCUUUACUCUGUGAUCUACCAAUUCAGGUGACUCUGGAGGAGGUAAAUUCUCAGAUUGCUUUGGAGUACGGCCAGGCGAUGACUGUGAGGGUUGUAAAAGCAGAUGGCGAGAUAAUGCCCAUAGUGGUGGUGCAAAAUGCCACUGUCCUUGAUCUGAAGAAGGCCAUUCGCAGAUUCAUGGAGCUCAAACAACAACGUGAAGGCGGAGUGAAAUAUAUCAGCUGGCGAUAUGUUUGGAGAACGUAUCUACUAGUAUUUCAAGGGGAAAAGCUUGAAGAUGACAAGAUGAGGCUUAAAGACUACGGGAUCAGGAACAGGGAUGAAGUGACGUUCAUGAAGAGACUCAGGAAAAAGUAAAAUGUCACAGCCAACAUUUGUCACAUCAGGAAAAAAACGUGUCCCUGCAAUGUUUACUUAAACUACCAGACCUUCACCAAGUAUUGAUGAUUAUAUGGCUUGUUGUAGUGUUUUGGGGCAGUUUUAACUUAUCAUUGUGCACAUUACAAACUGAGCAUGCUUCUUAAAGAGAUACAUGAACUCGUAAAGCUCACCUUUUCCUACCAGUUUACAGUAAUUUGUAUAGUUUUCUACAAUAAUGAAAAUAUAUUAAAGUUUUUUGAUUAUUA
Centropristis striata (black sea bass) is the source of this 1020-nucleotide messenger RNA. RefSeq names its product small nuclear ribonucleoprotein 25 (gene snrnp25). Gene Ontology annotation, biological process: mRNA splicing, via spliceosome. NCBI's taxonomy places the organism in Eukaryota, Metazoa, Chordata, Actinopteri, Perciformes, Serranidae. Bases 221 to 751 code for a protein of 176 amino acids. The record is from RefSeq and is a predicted model, not a curated record. Gene Ontology annotation, cellular component: U12-type spliceosomal complex. Gene Ontology annotation, molecular function: protein binding. The transcript is spliced from 5 exons.